AUGGGAGGUGCCGACGAGACAGCUUCAUCAUGCUGUAUUAAAAAUACAAAAAUAGGAUUUAGCAGUUUUACAAAUACAAUGCUAUGUCAAGUGUGCGGAGACACGGCUAGUGGAAUUCACUACGGAGUCCUCUCCUGUGAAGGCUGCAAAGGAUUCUUUCGGCGGGCAUUGCAGGAUAAACGGGCACACCUGCGCAAGUGCAUUAGGCAGGAUCGCUGCAAGAUCUCAAUCAAGACUCGCAACCACUGUCAACCUUGCCGGCUGCGCCGGUGUCUGGAGCUCGGCAUGUCUCGCGAGGCGGCCAAACUGGGUCGAAGGUCUCUCAAGACAUGGAAGCACCUCGACCUUUCCCUCGCCCUCCAUGGACAGCACUUCAGUAAAGCCGGUGACAGCAGCCAAUCCCUUUCCUCCGCCAAUCAGGACACAGCGGCUACUCAAAUAUGUCAACAACCAAGCCAGAAAGUGUCAUUCGCUGUGGAGUCGGUGCGACAUCCGUCAUCACAACUAUUUGACGAUGGCAGCUCGCCAAGUGGCAGCGACGCCACCUUCACUGCACUCAGUAGCAUUCCCUCAGUGGACACGUCGGUGUCAGGGGGAAGCGGUUACGACUGGGGCGCCACACCGGCAUCGCUGCCUACACUGGAAGAGGAUUACAUCCUCUCCACCACUCAGUGCAAUGGGAACAAGGUGAACUCAUUCUCGCCUGGGUCGCAAAUCAUGGAGAAUCAAAAUAAUGGGGUGGUGCUGUUUUUGAUGGGCGAGAAUGAGGGAGGGUCGAGGUCCAGCACCGCCUCCUCGCCCCUGGCCGGCACCACUGCAGACCCAGGCAGACACCAGCCCAGACGCCUUCGUCCAAUCAAACCACGCAUCAAACAGGAUCAGACGCCGUCUGUGAUGACGAACAUGCAGUCGGCCCUCUCAACGGUUAAAACACUGCCUCUGACUGCUGUCCAACAGCAGCAGCAUCAAGUGAACGCGUCUAAACAAUUCGGGGGACGAUCGGAAACGCUGCGUCUUGUCACCGACCCUCAGGCCAUCACUCUCUUCACGUCUAAUAAUGACACUAAAGACACACCGCAUUUGACUGCUCGUUCGUACCCGAAAAUAAGAAGGAGGCUUAUCAGAUUUCCAAAACGAUGCACUCUGUCCACACCCCACCUGAGUCCCGAUGGAGGCUCUUUGUUGACAGAGUUGUUGCGAACAAUUGAAAAUUCGUUUUGUGUCACCUUCCGUGAGCACAUUGCCUAUCCGGCCUUCAAGAAGCCUCGUGAACAAAUUCACGCUGCCAAUGAGGCCACUCUGCAACACCUCUUCGGUGUUGUCAAAUGGGAGUUAAGGUUUUGCCUUCUUGGAAAAAUGCAGGAUGGAAGACCUCACACUGCACAGGCCUUUGAGGUGCGACGCAAAUCCUUUCGGGCCUUUCAGACGUGCUUCGAUCGAAUAAUGCAGGAUUCGGUGAAAUUUGCCAAACGUAUUCCCGGCUUCUCCGACCUCCAGCCAGAGGAUCGCAUGGUUCUUGUUCAGUCGGGCUGUUUUGAGCUCGCUUGUGUAAUAUUCAGUUUUUACGUGGAUGAGGAGAGCCAGACGUUUUGUGGUCCAGGCAACUUUACCCUCUCACAGAGUCAGAUGUGGCUCACCUUUCCAAUGAGCAAGAAAUUUGUCAAUCUACUCUUUGAUUUCGCCUUUCAAAUGCAAUCACAUCGAUUGGAGCCGUUGAAACUCGGUCUUCUGUUAGCCGUUCUCCUAGUUACACCACAUCGUGAGGGCUUGACUAGUCGCGAGGAGGUGACGUGGCUUCGUGAUCUCAUUUGCCAAGCCUUCCGUUUCCAAUUGAUGGUCACUCACUCCGAUGGUGUAAAUCUCUUCAAUCACCUCGUCUCGAGCACUCGUGAGGAGCUUCAACGUCUAGCUGCUGAACAUCGACGCCAAUUGGAUGGCAUGCGUGCUGCCGGCUUCACGUUUCAGAAUGACCUGUAUAGUGAAACCUUUUCUCUCGUCUAG
Molecule: messenger RNA, 2001 nt
Organism: Hydatigera taeniaeformis
Lineage: Eukaryota; Metazoa; Platyhelminthes; Cestoda; Cyclophyllidea; Taeniidae
Source: the annotation of a GenBank genome assembly